Esox lucius (northern pike) is the source of this 1929-nucleotide messenger RNA. RefSeq names its product transmembrane protein 44 (gene tmem44). NCBI's taxonomy places the organism in Eukaryota, Metazoa, Chordata, Actinopteri, Esociformes, Esocidae. The coding region runs from base 430 to 1806 and encodes 458 amino acids. The transcript is spliced from 10 exons. The record is from RefSeq and is a predicted model, not a curated record.
GUGUGAUCGAGACAGGAACAUUAUAUUCUUGAAAAUCUAUCCUUAUAUCAAACCAUCUUUGCUGAAAUGUUAUUUUGAAGGGACAGGAAGUUAGCUGUGUAUUCGGCCAAUGUCGGGCAUUCCACAUUUAACCCCAUCCAACUUGGGACACUGUUUAGUCUCCACACAAAGAAAAAUGCAAGUUUUUUGGGGGUAUGGGAUACUAAGAAAAAACAUUUUCAGUUUUAGUUCGGGAAACUACUGACCAAUUGUACACGGACCUGAGGCCUGAACUAAGAUAAGACAAAAUGUCAUACUGAACGCGCCUCAAUUUCCAUGCUAUCAAAGCGUCGUUGCCCACACCUUUUACAUACUUGGGCUAAGGCACCAACUGUCGUUCGUAACACUAACGCAUGUCCGUUUUUAUGUUAAAGGCAUAGUUUGGCGAUAAUGACAGAGGACACACAACGUGUGAAAAAUGGACAGAGCCGAACAAACGAACUUUGGUUUGACCUAACAUCUUGGUGGCGACCUGACAUUACCUGUUUUUCAAAUGCCCAGAAAAUGUGCAUCGCGAGCGGUCUCAGUGGUUUGUCAGCGCUACUCUUGACAAUAGCAUGUUUUAUGCUGGUAUGUCGAAGAUGCAGAUCGCGGGAUAGGAAUUCAGGUGAGGCCGCAUGUGUUCUCUACUCUUUCCUUGGAAAUGUAUGCAGCACCGUCGGAGCGUUUCUCUCAAAUCAGCUGGCUCUUCAGGUCUUAAUGGGCGGUGUUACGGCAACAGUGGAAGUUAUUCAUUUAAUCUCCCUCCUCAUCCCUACUUGUUUGUGUGGGAAAACCAGAGCAGAGAGGCGGCUGAGGAUGAAACGGAGGAGGAGAAGGCAGAACCUCAUGGCUGUGCCUCUGCUGCUCUUGGUGGUGGUUGGUGGAGGGAGCUACCUGACCUCCAGAAACAGCCUGCAGCCUAUAGACAGGCCACUAACUGGGAGGAGACUUUUCACUGACCUCCUGCUUGACAGCACUGAGGUCCUGGGUUACAUUCUUGGUUUACUCUCUUUAGUGAUUGCCUGGACCUCCAGGUUUCCUGCCCUCCUCAGAGCACACAGAGGGGAGAUGAGUUCAGCAUCACAUUUGUCCACUGGGGUGCUGUGCUUUUUGGCCUGGGCCCUGUACACCUCUGCCAUAUUACUCUAUAACACCCAGUAUGAGUUCGUACUCAGAGCCACGCCGUGGCUGCUGGCAUCGACUGGCUGUGCAGCCUUGGACCUUGCUAUUGUUGUCCUAUUCUGGUGCAGGAAGGUUACUGUUGACCAGGAGCUGGGUGGUGGUUCUCCUGAUACAGAGAGUCUGUUACGUAGCUCCUCUACUGCUGCCCAGCACAACCCCAGAGGGGAGAAAAAGAAACACCCAGGUUUGGAUAGCACUCCUCUUCAUGUUCCUGCUAACAAAAAACAUCUCAACAUGUUGGUUGAAAUGGGACAUUACAUGGAUGUCACCAUGCAGCCUGUGCGAAAGGUGUGUCUAAAGGAGGUGACGCUGUCCAGGGAAACGGGUGCACCGACAGGUCAUCCCCUCAGGAGAACUGUGAGGGUGGUCAGGGUGGAUGAGCCUUUCACCUCAGAAACCAUCUCAGAUUCCUCAUCCCUUAACUCAGAUCUGGAGGUCAGAUUCCGGAAGUGGGAUUUUGAAGAAGCAAAUGCACCGUGGGACAAACUGCCAAAAGAGCAAGAGAAAGGGGAUGAGUUUCCCCUGCAAGAGUGGCCAAAACCCACCAGUGUCUGCAGCUGUGAAACUGAACAGGCUGGGAAGAGUAUCAAGCCGAGUGGGUGAUGUGAAGUGGCAUAGGUUCAGAGAGAGAAUGACACAAAGCUUUAUUACGAAAUCACAUCACAUCAUAUCUGUUUGGUAUGUGAAUAUGAAAGUUAAUAAAUGUGCACAAAUAUGUAAUCAAAU